CCGACCGACAAUCGGGCUCGUAGUGUACAAUUCAUUUUUACACUACACACACGUUGGGAUCAAGACGCACGAGCCUCACACACGGUACAACCAAAGGGACGGCCGCAACGGUGACCUUGGGAUCCGUAGCUCUGCUCUCAUCUCGUCUCAUCUCGGUAUCGGCUGCUCUGCCUCUCUUAACCUGUGUUCUGUUGCACAACCAGCAGCACACACGGGUCAUCUCAGGUUCCGCCAGCUCUCCCCUCUACAAGCCUCCGACCGAGACACAUUUUCUCCCCUUGUGUGACCGGCCGGUGUGUGCGUGAAGUGUUGAUCCAUCAAUAUACACACACUUCACCACCAAAGCCCCAAGCCGAUCCCCUCGCCCUUACCGUUGCGACGCCCACCACGCGGUCUAUCGCUUCGGUGGUCCGCAAGGUCCGGUCGUCGACGCUACUCCUGAGGUGCCUUCGGCUACCACAAUACAGCGCUCCUUCCUUAGCGUCGCUCGGUCUUAGCGGAGAAACGCCCCUCCCCAGUUCAAGGCUGCUUUGUUAUUACCGCCGCUGUACGGAGUAUUAUUUGCGACAUUAAUACUUCCCAGGUUACCAAACCUGGCCUUGUUCCAUCCCCCCCUCCAGCCGGGCUUCCCAUUUCCUAUGGUGAUACCCUGAACCACAUCCCCCCCCCUCCAAAAAAAGGAUCCCAGUCCACUCGGCGGAGAAAGCCACUAUUCUUAACCAUGUCAGGCAUCGUCUCCUCGCCCACCGCCCUGCACCCCGCCCUCAGUAAUCCGAAUCCGCUCCCGCCGGCGCCGGCGCCAUUGCAACAGGCCCAGCAGCAGCCGUCAUACUGUUCCCCUUCCGAACGAGUUAUUAAAACGGGUUCGCUCUCCGACCGUCCCAAAAGCUCAAAUGCCGCUCACGACCGACCUCUCUCUUCUUCGUCUACUUUCGUCUCGACGUCCGCCCUUCCCUCCCUAUCACUUUAUCGCAAUGCAGAAGCGGUAGCAGAGGUCCCAUAUUCUUGUGCCCCAGGCGGACCCCCCGCUGCUGCAACCACGUCAACCUAUGCACCCUCGUCGACGAUAAGGAGAAGCUCACUCUCAAUAACAUCCACCGCCGCCUACCCCGAGCUGCUGCCGCCCCCUCUAUCGAGGUCGUCCAACGCCAACAACGCCGCCCAUCACCCUCCCAAGGGUCACCGUCGCGCCCCCUCGCACGAAGUUCCUCGCCAGACUAUUAUGAAAGCGCUGGCUUCGGUCGUUCGCGGAAACAAACCCGAAGCCCUUUCCCUAACCGGCAUGCUUUCCCAACAGGGUGGUAGCGUCGACAACCGACCCGCCACGUCCUCGUCUCAGAAGCUGGCCGACGCCCUAAACGAGCUCGCCAACCGGAACAUGACUCCCACCACCGCUCUGCCGUCUCUGCAGUCCCCCUGCUUCUACCACAACCGUUUCGACGAUGCCGUUAAUAUCGACAAGGUCCUUGAGGAGAUCAAGAACGACGACUGCAUGUCUCACUCAAGACUGGUGCAGACCGCCACCGGCGUCCGUGAGGUUUCCAAGCAGCUCCAGCGCCGCCCCAUCAAGCGAGCCGUACGCAACGUCAUGAUUGUCACCAAGGCUCGCGAUAAUCAGCUAGUCUAUCUGACCCGGGAACUCGCUACCUGGCUGCUUCGCACCCCGAGGUACGGCUCCGAAGUUGGCGUCAACGUCUUCGUUGACGCCAAGCUGCGCAACUCUCGUCGUUUUGAUGCCGGCGCCAUCCUCGCCGAGAACCCUGCUUUUCAGGAUAUGCUCAAGUACUGGACCCCCGACUUGUGCUGGACCCAGCCUGAGAAGUUUGAUCUUGUCCUAACGCUCGGCGGCGACGGAACCGUGCUCUUUACUUCGUGGCUCUUCCAGCGCAUUGUUCCUCCCGUCCUGUCCUUCAGCCUGGGCAGUCUCGGUUUCCUGACGAGCUUCGAGUUUGAGAGAUACAAGCAGCAUCUGGACCGCAUUAUGGGGGAUGAGGGCAUGCGCGUGAACCUGCGCAUGCGCUUCACCUGCACCGUCUACCGGUAUGGCACCUUGGGCCAGGAGGCCGAAGAGGGCGAGCAGUUCGAGGUUCUGAAUGAGCUCGUCAUUGACCGUGGCCCAUCCCCUUAUGUCUCGAACCUGGAACUCUACGGCGACGAUGAGCUCCUCACCGUGGUGCAGGCCGAUGGCUGCAUCUUUUCAACACCCACAGGAUCCACCGCCUACUCUCUCUCGGCCGGGGGCUCCUUGGUGCACCCAGAUAUUCCCGCCAUUCUAUUGACGCCAAUCUGCCCGCACACCCUAUCGUUCCGCCCCAUGGUUCUUUCCGACACGAUGCUCCUCCGCGUGUCGGUACCGCGCAACUCACGCGCGACGGCAUACUGCGCCUUCGACGGCAAGGGACGGGUCGAGCUGAGGCAGGGCGACUAUGUCACCAUCACAGCUUCGCAGUACCCCUUCCCUACCGUUGUCCGCACCCAGACGGAGUGGUUCGACAGUGUGUCGCGCACACUUCGCUGGAACACGCGCGCUGCGACGCAGAAAGGCUUUGACCCCUCGGCCGAUGGUAGUCUUUGCCCGUCGGAGGACGGCAAGGACGACGAUCCGGAAUGGGACAUCGACACAGACUCAGCGUGCUACGCCAGCGAGGACGGCAGCAUCAGCGCGAGCCCGUUGCGAAGACAGAUGAGUCUGUUGGGCAUGUGAUAUUUUGAGAUAUGUGUAGGCCGAAAGGGAAGAAGCGAAAGGCAUGGUGGUUCCCACAUUUUCUUUUAAUUACGACCAACGAAGGAGGGCUGUUUCGAGAGCAGCCCCUCUUCUUCAUCUAUCCAUCUCCACCACAAGUGACGUUGGUGGGAUAGACCAAUGGGCGCAUUGGCAUCUUGGUGUUGCCGUUUCCCGCUCAUUCCUUUUGUAU
Messenger RNA from Colletotrichum destructivum, 2915 nucleotides. Its product is annotated as Putative NAD kinase. Bases 722 to 2704 code for a protein of 660 amino acids. Lineage: Eukaryota; Fungi; Ascomycota; Sordariomycetes; Glomerellales; Glomerellaceae. Gene Ontology annotation, biological process: NAD+ metabolic process; NADP+ biosynthetic process. The record is from RefSeq and is a predicted model, not a curated record. The transcript has a single exon. Gene Ontology annotation, molecular function: NAD+ kinase activity.